Sitophilus oryzae (rice weevil) is the source of this 2300-nucleotide messenger RNA. It is a transcript of the gene Pdcd4, whose product is annotated as programmed cell death protein 4. NCBI's taxonomy places the organism in Eukaryota, Metazoa, Arthropoda, Insecta, Coleoptera, Curculionidae. The transcript has 7 exons. Gene Ontology annotation, biological process: negative regulation of DNA-templated transcription. Gene Ontology annotation, cellular component: cytosol; nucleus. The record is from RefSeq and is a predicted model, not a curated record. Bases 464 to 1813 code for a protein of 449 amino acids.
UCUUUCAGCCGUUUUAUAAUAGAGAAAGUGAGAUAGUGAGAAGCUGAAUUUCACAUUCAGGAACUUCUGUAUAAAAAAAUCGUUGGGAUCGGAUCAAACGUUCGAGUCGUUCGAGUAUAUCUAUCUUUUUCGUUCUCGCGACCUAAAAAAAGGUUAAAAACCUUACACGUGUUGCAAAACAGAAGAAUACGAUACAAGAAAAUAUACGUGUUGUUUUCGUUUAUGGCGGAUGGCGAUAUGGUGCAUGGGCUUUUUGCAGUAUAAAAUUCAGUCUUUAAUUCAUUAAUUAUAUGUUUUAUAUUUCUAAUUGAUUAGUGUGUUUUAGCAAGUGGUUAUUGAACGAAAAACUGAAGCCUAUACUAAGAGGUCUCUCUGAGCUUCGAAGUUUGGCAAUUACUCAAGUUUUUAUAAAUCACUACUUUUUUAUUAUUGUGAUUAGUCCUUAAGGAUAAGAUAAGAUAAGAUGGCUAAGGAUAGAGGUGAUAUUAUUGAUCUUGUUGAAGAAGCAGUGGCUAUUGAAAAGGCUAUAGAUAAUGAAAUAUCGACUUCAACUGCUAGAAGUACUGGUAGCAUUGAGGUGGCAACUAGACGUAAGCCUAAGAAGGUUCACCGUCAAAAUAGCAAAGAAGGAGCCAUAAAUGUGGGAAAUUUCAUUCAUAAGCCUAGGUCUUGGAAAAACAGUCGUCGCUCCCGUAAUGGAUACGGACGUGGGUUACCGAAAAAAGGCGGCGCUGGCGGCAAAGGCGUUUGGGGCAAAUAUGGUUCUGAGUUGCUCGAAGACUACGAAGACGUUAAUGAUCCCAACUUUGAUUCUGAGAAUCUGAAUAAUGGGGAUAUUGAGUUAAAAGUUGUUGUACCUGAGGUUUCAAAUGAGGAGUUAAAGAAAAAGUGUGAACUAAUCAUAUUGGAAUACUUUGAAAGUAAUGACAUUCAAGAGGUGGCCCAAUCUGUAGAGGAAAUUGUUCCUCUCAAUCGUAGGGAUGUGUUUGUUCAGCAAGCUAUCGAAACGGCAAUGGACCACAAACCAUCCCAUAGAGAACUGACAUCAGUAGUUAUUUCUGAUCUCUACGGAUAUGUAAUUACCGAGUCGGAUAUCAUUAAGGCCUUUGAGAAUUUACUCGCUAAUUUGAACGAUUUAAUUUUAGAUAUACCUGAUGCUCCUGUAGUUCUAGGCAACUUUAUCGCUCGAGCUAUAGCCGACGACUGCAUCCCUCCACGUUUUAUUGUCUCUACUAAGGAGAAAAGCGACGAUAAUAUCUUCCAAGAAGCCUUAAUUCGGGCCGACACUCUCCUCUCCAUGAAGCACGGUCUGGUGCGAUUGGACAACGUGUGGGGCGUGGGCGGUCCGCUUCGACCAGUUCAGGCGCUCACCAGGCAGAUGUCGCUGCUGCUUCAAGAAUUUGUAUCGUCGGGCGAUGUAGAGGAAGCUUCGCGUUGCCUGACUGUGCUCGAGGUACCGCAUUUCCAUCAUGAACUGGUUUACGAAGCCAUUGUAAUGGCUUUGGAGGCAAACAGUCAAGAUACUGAAAAGGCCAUCUGUAACUUGCUUAAAGCUUUUGAUUCUCGAGUACUCAUUACUAGAGACCAACUCGAACGUGGUUUCUUCCGCGUUUUUGAUGAUCUGUCUGAUAUUUCUAUGGAUGUUCCUUUGGCCUAUGUAAUUUUGGAUCGUUUCAUUGACUUGUGUCGCAAUGAAGGAUUUUUGACUGAUAACAUUAUUAAGAGAUUCCCGUCUCGAGGACGCAAACGUUUCGUUUCCGAGGGUGAUCAUUUUGUUUCAAGGGAUAAACUAAACAAGGCCCACGAAUACUAGUUUCUCGAAAGUUUCCAAGCCCAUUUCAUUUGAUAAUAAAUUGAGCAAAUUAUUCUUGGAUAUGUGAACAAGUAAUAUCUACAACUAUUAAUAAUUAUUGUAUGCUAUUUUUUAAAGAAGCUUAUUAUAUUCCUUAAUAAAUUAUGCUUUUCUUAACAAUCUUUUGGUAGAUAUUUUUCUUUAGAAAUAGUACUAAUAAAGUAAAUGAAUAAUAUUUCCAUAGUUAAAAUUAGAAAAGAGAUUAUUAAAUUUUGUCAUUGCAUCAUUUUAUAAUGUAAUUUGUUCGCUAACCAAAAGUAAUUUGGUCGGUUAUUGCAUAUAUUAGAACUUAACAUAUAUUUGAAGAUGUUAAUUAAAUAUUUCAUAGAGUAUAAGUUUUAUUCAUUUUGUAUUUAAUAAGCACUUUGCAAAAUCUAGAUUUAUGUGUUAAUACUUUUUGUACAUUUUCUCUAUAUUAUCAAAAUAAAGCGUUAUUAGAAUUUUUUUU